CCUUAUUAAAAUAUAAACCGGACAACCGAAUACCGAACGGGUUCUCGCCCGGUUCGGUAAAACGUUGUGCGAACAGAAUUAACCGAAACCCGAUUCAUCCGAACCGAAUUAACCACCACAAGCCUCAAUACUAGUUAGUGUGUUCGCUCGGUGGCUGCUUUCACUUUCCAUCGUCUCUACCAGGGUUGGCUUUCAUUUUUGUCAUUCGGGACUCUUUCCUAGACUGCUCACCACCUGCUCGACGAAUUUCCUCAAUAGAAACCAUACUCUGUUUUUUCUUCUCUCCGAGGAAGCUAUGUAUAUUUUUUUUUCAAUUGUUCAUGGAUAUUGGCUAGUUAUCAACUGAAUUUUGAACAUUCUUUCAGUAGAAAAUCUUGAGGGAUUCCAAUGGCAGAAGUGAGUCUUGGUAUGCUUAUAGACAUUGUGGACGAGGAGUGGAUGAGGGACACUCUCCCUGAUGAUGAUCUCCCAUUGCCUCCAGUGCUUGCUGUUAGGACUGAUGAUACCGAAGAAACCAAUCAGGAAACUCAGCAAGUAGAUGGAGAAGCUUGGCAUGAUCUUGCACUGGAUACCCAGUAAAAAAAGCCUGUGGAAACUUUUUAAUAGAAACUCCUACUUGCAUCUAUCUCCUUUUAUUGUGUAUGAUCAGAACUUGUAAGCUUUGUAUGAAGACAAUCAUUGCUUCACUUCCAUUAAUAAACUUUCUUGGAUUUCCCUUUUU
Molecule: messenger RNA, 721 nt
Organism: Brassica napus (rape)
Lineage: Eukaryota; Viridiplantae; Streptophyta; Magnoliopsida; Brassicales; Brassicaceae
Product: anaphase-promoting complex subunit 13
Exons: 4
Coding region: 388-579 (63 amino acids)
Biological process (GO): protein K11-linked ubiquitination
Cellular component (GO): anaphase-promoting complex
Source: RefSeq, a predicted model, not a curated record